Molecule: messenger RNA, 684 nt
Organism: Miscanthus lutarioriparius
Lineage: Eukaryota; Viridiplantae; Streptophyta; Magnoliopsida; Poales; Poaceae
Source: the annotation of a GenBank genome assembly
AUGGAGACGCUGGCCAGCGCCAUGCGGCGCGAGAACCGCCGGUCCAAGGCCCCGUCCUCCUCCUCCGUCGCCACCGCCCUCGCCUCGGGCAGGGUCCCUCUCGUCAUGGCCUUCCUCUCCUGCCUCGCCUGGCUCUACGUCGCCGGCCGGUUGUGGCAGGACGCGCAGACCCGGGCGAUCCUGUCAGGAUUCCUCGAGAAGAGCUCUGGCAGCGUCCCGAAGGUGCUCUCGGUGGAGGACAAGCUUAGGAACCUCGGAUGCAAGGCGAUUGGAAGCAAAAUUGUUGAGGCGGAGAUGGACCUGACCAAGGCCAAGAGCGAGGGGUACCUGUGGGGGAACAGGACUGCAGCUGUGGACUCUGACAAGAAGAAGCAGCUUCUUGCCGUCAUUGGAGUUUACACUGGGUUUGGAUCCCGUCUCAAGAGGAACGUCUUCCGUGGCUCCUGGAUGCCCAGAGGUGAUGCUCUGAAGAAGCUUGAGGAAAAGGGUGUAGUUAUUCGUUUUGUUAUUGGUCGGAGUGCAAAUCGAGGUGAUAGCUUGGACCGUAAUAUUGACGAUGAAAAUCGGCAGACAAAGGACUUCUUGAUUCUUGAAAGUCAAGAAGAGGCUGCAGAAGAAUUACCGAGCAAAGCAAAGUUUUUCUUCAGUGCCGAGUUGAAACCUGGGAUGCAGAAUUCUAUGUGA